GCACACAACAGGUUUUCGACUUUCGCGUACUUUUAUUUUCUAUACAUAAAAACUAUGACCAAUAAACGAAUAAAGUAUGCUAGUAUUGUGUCCCUACUGCUGGUGCCCGUGCAAGUGUGCCAUUCAAAAUUUGAAUUAUCAGCAUAUUCAAACUUGCACCUCGAGAAAUGAACCGCAGUACUUGAAACUUGAAAGUUGAAAACUAAUUUCUUCUCUUAUUCUGUUCUGUUGCAUGAACAAGCAAAUGCGACUCCCCCAUUGUCAGAAAUGAUACUUCUUCAUCUCCAAAUUUCCGCAAUUGUCUUUCUCUUGGCUUCUUCUGCUGCCUCUCUAACUCACGAUGGUCUAGCGCUCCUCGCCCUCAAGUCUGCCAUCGAGAACGAUCCCACUCGCGCCCUCCACUCAUGGUCUGAAUUUGACUCCACACCAUGCCACUGGCCCGGAGUCGUUUGCACUCGCAACCGAGUCACCUCCCUCUUCCUCCCCAACAGGGGUCUCUCCGGCUACUUACCUUCAGAGCUUGGCCUCCUCGACUCGUUGAAGCGACUAACACUCUCUCACAAUAACUUCUCUAAACCCAUUCCUGCCAAUCUCUUCAACGCCACCAAUCUCAUCUCUCUUGACAUUUCUCACAACUCUCUCUCCGGCCCCAUCCCGCCGCGUAUCAGAGCCCUCAACAACAUCACACAUUUGGAUCUUUCUUCCAAUCUACUCAAUGGGUCUCUCCCUGAAUAUCUCCUCGACCUCAAAUCCAUCGCAGGGACACUCAAUUUGUCAUACAAUUGCUUUUCCGGCGCGGUUCCAGCUUCUUACGGUAAAUUACCUGUCAUGGUGAGUUUGGAUCUGAGGCACAAUAACCUCACUGGGAGGAUACCUCAGGUGGGGUCCCUGGUUAGCCAAGGUCCCACUGCGUUUGCAGGGAACCCCAGCCUUUGUGGGUUUCCGCUGCAGACUCCAUGCUCAGAAGCUCAAAACCCUGCAAUUUUCCUGAGCCCUGAAAACCCACCGAACCCAAAAGACCCCAAAUUUGCUGUGUUCCGUGGGACUGCAGAGGGAGGGAAGGAGAACAAUGGGUUCGUGACCGUGCCCUUGAUUUCGGGCGUUUCUGUGGUGAUCGGUGUUGUUUCCCUUUCGGUUUGGCUCUUUCAUAGAAAAUGGGGAAACAGUAGGUCCAAAACAGAAAAAGAAACAAUGGGGAUUGACGGCAAUACCUCCGUGGAGGAGGAGGAAGAACGCGGUAAAUUUGUAGUCUUGGACGAGGGGUUUGACGUAGAAUUAGAAGAUUUGUUGAGGGCAUCGGCGCUUGUGGUGGGAAAGAGCCGGACUGGCAUAGUGUAUAAGGUGGUGGUAGGUGCCCGAGGAUCAGGCCUGAUACCGCCCAGGGCUGUUGCGGUAAGAAGACUGAGCGAGGGCGACACCACAUGGCGGCUCAAGGACUAUGAGGUGGAGGUGGAGGCAAUCGGGCGUGUCCAACACCCAAAUGUCGUCCGGUUAAGAGCUUAUUACUAUGCCAGCGACAAAAAGUUGUUGGUAACUGAUUUCAUCAACUAUGGGAACUUGUAUGCUGCUUUGCACGUAGGUUCUGCCACUACUCCGCCGCUCUCAUGGACAGCAAGGAUGGAGAUUGCUCGAGGGACUGCUCGUGGUUUAAUGUACAUACAUGAGUACGGUCAUCGUAAAUAUGUUCAUGGCAGUUUGAAAUCAACAAAAAUUCUUCUUGACGACGAACUCCAGCCGUGCAUCUCUGGUUUUGGACUUGUUCGUCUCGUCUCAAAACAUGAUUCAAAAUUUUCAGCUUCUUCUGCGGUUUACACGGCACCUGAGGCACGCAACUUUGGCAGCAAGAUAACUCAGAAAUGUGAUGUAUACUCCUUUGGAAUUGUGCUCAUGGAGAUUUUAACAGGUCGGAUGACUGAUGCAGGAGAAAACAAUGCAAAUGGACUAGAGAGUCUCGUGAGGCAGGUGUUUCGCGAGGAACGGCCCUUCUCCGAGAUUAUAGACCCAUCCCUUUCCCUUGAGGCAGCUCAUGCCAAGAAACAAGUCAUUGCAGCAUUUCAGAUUGCACUGAAUUGCACAGAACUUGACGCAGAGGUGCGCCCCAGGAUGAGGACAGUGUCCGAUAGUCUUGAUCGAAUAAAGUCCCUAUAAAAAAACGUAGUGUUGAUGUACUCUUCUUUUAGCUGGCUUGAUGUGAAUGUCAUUUUGGCUGUAGGGUUACUGGGAUGUCUGCCUCUUUAGAAGUUAUUUUAAGUUACUGCAUUCAUUCAGCUGCCCUAAUAUAACUUUAUUAGCAUAAA
Messenger RNA from Tripterygium wilfordii, 2297 nucleotides. Its product is annotated as receptor protein kinase-like protein ZAR1. The record is from RefSeq and is a predicted model, not a curated record. NCBI's taxonomy places the organism in Eukaryota, Viridiplantae, Streptophyta, Magnoliopsida, Celastrales, Celastraceae. The transcript has a single exon. Bases 268 to 2148 code for a protein of 626 amino acids. Gene Ontology annotation, biological process: protein phosphorylation. Gene Ontology annotation, molecular function: protein kinase activity; protein binding; ATP binding.